Chondrus crispus (carragheen) is the source of this 1206-nucleotide messenger RNA. RefSeq lists its product as hypothetical. The record is from RefSeq and is a predicted model, not a curated record. The transcript is spliced from 3 exons. Gene Ontology annotation, biological process: DNA integration. Lineage: Eukaryota; Rhodophyta; Florideophyceae; Gigartinales; Gigartinaceae. The coding region runs from base 1 to 1206 and encodes 401 amino acids. Gene Ontology annotation, molecular function: nucleic acid binding.
AUGUGUAACGUGUACCGACGUUUCGUCGACCACUUCGCCCAGAUGUCGGCGCCCAUGACGUCCAUGCUCAAGAAGGUGGAGCCCGACCGGCUCCCCGAACUGGACGAAGAACGCAGGUCUGCCUUCGAAGCCCUGAAGACUUGCCUGAUUUCCCCGCCGAUAUUGCGACUACCGUGGCUGGGGCUACGGUAUUCCCUCGACACGGACGCGUCUGACGCCCAAAUCGGUUGCACGCUAUUAAAGAAACACGAUGAUGGUAACAGAUAUCCCAUCGGGUUCUGGUCUCGGACGCUCUCGUUGGCGGAAAGGAAUUACUCCACGACGGAGAAAGAAUGUUUGGCCAUUGUAUGGGCCAUUCAGGCGCUGCGUCCUUACUUGGGACGCGAGCGAUUCACAGUUAACACCGAUCAUCAUUCCCUCCGUUGGUUAAUGAAUCUCACCGACGCAAGCCGGCGUUUAGCACGGUGGCGUUUACGCCUAGCCGAGUUCAACUUCGACGUCACGUACGUGAAGGGCAUCAAGAAUUGUCUCGCCAACGCCCUUAGUCGAAUACCGGCUACAGGGGGCACAACCGUCCCUAUCGACGAAGAAAUACCGUGCUUCUCCGUUUUGGAACGGAUGCUUCGCCCUCGCAACCCGGCUUCCAAGGCCGCAAUUACACACGACGAGAUUGUACUCACUCAACACUCCGACCCGUUCUGUAAGGAGAUCACUUGUCAUCUUCAGGAGGGGGAGGGAGUGGCCCAAAUUCGCCUUUUCAAGUUCUUCAUGAACAAGAAAAGGGUAUUUUUGAUGUAUCUGGCCCAUUACCCCGCCGCCUCGGGGCAUCCCAGACGAAGGCGUCUGUCCUACACGUUAAGACAACGAUACUACUGCCCGAGCAUGUUGGUAGACGCAUACGCCACCGUCCGAAGGUGCUCCGACUGUGCGAAAGCUCGCAUUAAAUUGCGCAAACACAACGCUAAGCUGAAAACGUUCCCUCCGAUGGGACAUUUGGAGUUUAUCACCAUUGACAUCUUAGGCGAACUCUCCAGAACUCCAAGAGGUAAUCGAUACCUCUUGGUAAUAUCGGAUCGUUACUCAAAGCUGACCCGAACGGUGCCGCUGAAGAGAAUAACCGCCGAGACCGUUUCUCAGGCGUUUGUCACCCACUUGGUCUUCGUAUACGGAGCCUCAGUGAAGCUACUCUCCGACAACGGGAGUUAA